Pelobates fuscus (common spadefoot toad) is the source of this 2670-nucleotide messenger RNA. Its product is annotated as stimulated by retinoic acid gene 6 protein-like. Gene Ontology annotation, biological process: vitamin A import into cell. Gene Ontology annotation, cellular component: plasma membrane. Bases 139 to 1953 code for a protein of 604 amino acids. The record is from RefSeq and is a predicted model, not a curated record. Gene Ontology annotation, molecular function: retinol transmembrane transporter activity; signaling receptor activity. The transcript has 19 exons. NCBI's taxonomy places the organism in Eukaryota, Metazoa, Chordata, Amphibia, Anura, Pelobatidae.
CUUCAGCUGGAGGAAAAACUACGUCAAUCAACAGUAUAUUUACAGAUCAGAAGUAAGUCUACAACUUUAAAGACAAGCAGAUUGUGAAUUCUAUAUAACGUUGUACCUAGAACAAAAGCUUCCAAAAACUGAUGAAUUAUGGGCAACCACAGUUCCAGUGGUCAAGAUGAGGAGACUACAGACUGGGAUGUACCAGAAAAUGCAACCUGUGAAAAUAAAGUAGACGUGGGUCUGAUCAUACAUUAUUCACUUAUCCCCUCGGUUAUUAUCAUUUUGAUAUUGUCCUUCCUUGAAAAACACAAACACAGAAAUAAAAUAGAUGACAAAUUAAAAUGUCUUCAUCAACGAUUUGGAUUUGUUGCUCCUUUAGAUCUUAUUGGGGCAUUCAAUGAUCGAUGGACCUACGGCUUUGCAAUUGGAGCUAUUGCUAAUACAAUUAUUGUAUUAUUUAAAAAGGAAUUUUUGCCGACGGGGGUCCCUGCCUGGGCAAAAGGACUUGCCCUUUUAGCUGGAGCAAUAGAAGUUGGACUAUCCUAUUUCCCUAUUUUUGCCUGUUUUAACACAGAUAAUAAAAUAUUUGGAUCUGUCAUAGGAUUUUUCUAUACGCUCUUUUGGUUUGCAGUCCAACUGGCAGACGUUAUCAUUUGCCCUCAUAGCACCGAUCUAAAGCAAUACGAAAGAGUAAUUUCCAAUUGGCCAUCCAUGCUAUGUAUGCUAUUCUUGGUGUGCCGAUUUGUUCACAUAUUUAUUUGCAGAAAAAAGAUAGAAGGUGACUACGAGGACAACAAUCUCAUACUACAUGCACAUCAGGCUGACCAUGUCAAGAGACUUUUGAGGAAGCCUAUAGAAAAACAUAAAAACUGGCUUACAAGAAAAAUCUACAACUGGGAUCCGUGUUUUAAAUUCCCAAACAGAAUAAUUGGCACAGCAGUGUUGACCGUCUUCUGUAUGUACAUUUUUGUUUUUGCAGAAUACAACGUCUUUAAAUUGUUUCUACAAUUACUAAAAUAUUUAGAACAAUUCUUAGUGGCAGGUGCUAUGGAAAUAUCUAUCGAUGAUAUCAUUAAUAAAAUUGAAGGUGUUUGGUAUUCCACAACAGCCAUUUCAUGUUUGAUAUCUGUCACCUAUGUUUUUCAUAUAUUAGCCUGCUACAGGAAGCAACUAAAGAGGCUUUGGGCAGGAAAAAAAAAGUUUCUCCCUGUGAAGUUUCAUAAGCCUAUAUCUGCUCAAUGUAUUCUUGCAAUAACAAGAUAUUCCAGCUGGCAAGUUGCUUAUAUUUUAUGGGGUUACACAAUAAUUCAUCUCAUGCUAGUACUUGUUGGAAUCGGUUUUGUAGUGAUUGUUUAUUUAAUACAGUAUGGUCUUUUUUGGGAUAUCCUGAAGUACAUUCUAAUUACUUGGUUAGUUCCGUUUGCAGUCAUCUUCAUAUUGGUGUUUUUGCAAAUUCAACUUGCUAGAAUAUUUUUCCUGCAGGAUAAAAUGACCCCUGAUGAUCAACAGAAACCAUUAGCUCUGAACAACAGGAAAGCUUUCCAAAACUUUAAUUAUUUCCUCUUCUUUUACAAUGUGAUUGUUGGUCUGGGUGCUUGUUUAUCUCGACUGUUGCGUAGUUUGCUUUUUGGAACCUUGUUAAUAGCAAGAAUAGACAGGACAAUACUGCCACCAGGAUUUGAACAAAUGGAUGCAGGAUACCUUACAUGGAUUGGAAUGUUAUACGUGGAUCACUAUCACAGUAACCCCGUUCUCUUAGGUUUUUGUCAUGUGCUUUUUAGAACAAGGGUUAAGAAAGAACCCUCCAAAGUUGAUACUAUUAGCAACUUAAAAGAACAUCGAACAUCAGUACGUGCCAAGACUAGAUGGUUUCUAUUCUACACACUUCUAAGAAAUCCCAGUAUUAUCAAAUAUAGGAAACAAUUCCAGAAGACUGGAGCUGGUGUAUACUUCCUUGAGUAAAAGAUGUGGAAAUGUGUUGAGCGUUCCAAAAACCAGCUGGACAACAGUGGUAUUGGCAUAUUGUAAACAUUUCUUCAUAGAUUUCUCUUCUUUUUUUUUUUUUUUUAAGCAAAAUUGCUAUAGGUUAUAUGUUAUGACUUACAAAAGCCUACAUUAGAGAACAUUUGAAGACCUCUAUAACAAUUCACCAUCAGCAAGUAGAAUGUGAAAAUGAUUCUCAUCCAGUAACUGGAAUGUAUUUCUAUUGUGGAUCCGUGGCACUUGAACUGAUCACCACACUGUUAAAAUGAUCUAAUUUGCCAGUAGGUAUUUGUUCCUGUAUACUGUAAGGCAAUGCACUGACAAAGAAUCUUGUCAAUGACCUGUUCUUGUAAAUCCCGAAAAGAAUGUAAACCAAAAUCAAUGAUCCGAAAACAAAUAGACGUCACCUACAUUUGGUCAGGACUAUGGAUAUUAGAAGAGAAUAUGCUUCUUACCGGGAAAAUAAAAACAAACAUAAUUUCUAAACAGAUUAUAAACAGAUAUUUUUUUUUUAUCUUCAUCAUAAUAUUGUAUACUACUUGAACAUUGAAGGAGUUUUGUUUAUACAGUUUUGCUGAAUUGUGUAUGUAUUAUAAAAUAGAUUAACUUUAAAGUUGGUCUAUGCAUUUCCAGACUUCAAUAAUAAUAUAGGUGUUGAUUACAAAUAAAGAAAGAUAGAUAACGUGUUAAAUACAA